UCUAUCCUUGGUCAUGGUGAAGGAUGACGAGGAGUUGCGAGUCAGCGGGCGGUGUACGGAGUGACGUGUCUAGCGGCGCUUCAGAUUGGCAACAUUGGUUACCGUCACCCUGCUUUAGCACGUCUCUACUUUCUAGUAUUUCUAACCAUAAAGAAACAUGGCACUUAUUUCCUCAAGGGUGAUGUUUAAUCCCGUGUUAAAACAAACUCUCAAGCAAAUUAUCUUCGCAAAGCAACUGCUAAAAUGUCAAUGUCGUCAAAACAAUCAGCUAUUUCUUCCAACUGUUACCAGUCAGAGAUUCUAUGCUGAAAAGAAGGUAUUCAGCCGUGAUAAACCACAUUGCAAUAUAGGCACUAUAGGUCAUGUAGAUCAUGGCAAAACCACUCUAACAGCAGCUAUUACCAAAGUCUUGUCUGAGAAGCAAUUAGCAAAAGCUAAGGAAUACAGUGAGAUCGAUAAUGCUCCUGAAGAAAAGGCUCGUGGCAUUACCAUUAAUGUCGCACAUAUUGAAUAUCAAACACAAAAUCGUCAUUAUGGACAUACAGAUUGCCCAGGUCAUGCCGAUUACAUAAAAAAUAUGAUAACAGGAACUGCUCAAAUGGAUGGCGCUAUACUGGUCGUCGCUGCCACGGAUGGUACAAUGCCACAAACUAGAGAGCAUUUGCUUCUUGCUAAACAAAUUGGUAUCAAGCAUAUCGUUGUGUUUAUUAACAAGGUCGAUGCUGCUGAUUCAGAGAUGGUAGAAUUAGUAGAAAUGGAAGUACGAGAGUUGUUUUCUGAAAUGGGUUACGAUGGCGAUAAUAUUCCAAUAGUAAAAGGUAGUGCGCUUUGCGCACUUGAAGGAAAAAGUCCUGAAAUAGGCUCACAGACUGUUCUGCAAUUGUUAGAAACAGUAGAUAAACAUAUCCCGACCCCAUUGAGAGAACUGGAUAAACCCUUCUUACUUCCAGUAGAGAAUGUAUAUUCUAUUCCUGGUAGAGGUACCGUGGUUACUGGUAGACUAGAGCGUGGUAAACUGAAGAAAGGGACGGAUUGCGAGUUUAUUGGUUAUAAUAAAGUUUUCAAAAGCGUAGUCACAGGUAUAGAAAUGUUCCAUCAAAUAUUAGAGGAAGCCCAUGCCGGGGAUCAACUUGGUGCUCUAGUGAAAGGUUUAAAAAGAGACGAAAUAAAAAGAGGCAUGAUAAUGUGUAAACCUGGCUCUAUGAAGGCGUAUGAUCACAUAGAAGCACAAGUGUACCUAUUGAGUAAACAAGAAGGUGGUAGGAAAAAACCAAUUGCGAAUAUGAUACAAUUACAGAUGUUUUGUAGAACGUGGGAUGUUGCAGCACAAUGUUCGAUAGUGGGAAAGGAUUUAGCCAUGCCAGGAGAAGAUAGCACACUCGUACUAAAGUUGAUAAGACCAAUGGUAUUGGAGAAGGGACAACGUUUUACAUUACGAGAUGGAGCGGUAACUCUAGGAACUGGUGUAAUCACUAACACUCUGAAAUCACUUACGGACUCAGAGCGACAUGAUCUUCUCGAGGGCAAAAAGAUACUGAAAAAGGACAAGAAAGCGCAACGAAAUUAGACUCAAUAAAUAUUUGUUACAAAAUAAAGCAGAAUUGUGCUGUAUAAUAAAGAAAAUAUAAAUCAGCUUAGUUUGAAAGUUUGAUAAGAUGCACAAGAUAGAUGACCAUUAUAGAUAAUAUAAUAAUGGAUACAUAAUUUAUGUAUUUAAA
Atta colombica is the source of this 1718-nucleotide messenger RNA. Its product is annotated as elongation factor Tu, mitochondrial-like. The coding region runs from base 158 to 1567 and encodes 469 amino acids. Gene Ontology annotation, molecular function: GTPase activity; GTP binding; translation elongation factor activity. Lineage: Eukaryota; Metazoa; Arthropoda; Insecta; Hymenoptera; Formicidae. The record is from RefSeq and is a predicted model, not a curated record. The transcript is spliced from 7 exons. Gene Ontology annotation, biological process: mitochondrial translational elongation. Gene Ontology annotation, cellular component: mitochondrion.